Molecule: messenger RNA, 1707 nt
Organism: Marasmius oreades (fairy-ring Marasmius)
Lineage: Eukaryota; Fungi; Basidiomycota; Agaricomycetes; Agaricales; Marasmiaceae
Exons: 7
Coding region: 1-1707 (568 amino acids)
Biological process (GO): positive regulation of GTPase activity; endoplasmic reticulum to Golgi vesicle-mediated transport
Cellular component (GO): endoplasmic reticulum membrane
Molecular function (GO): GTPase activator activity
Source: RefSeq, a predicted model, not a curated record
AUGUCAACAGCUCUCGACAGAAAAUUGGACAUAAAAGAUUGGCUCGAAUUUCGCAAGAAAAGUCUUCUUCCAGGUGGCUUUGGAGAGGAAAGAAAGUGGAUAUGGCCUAAACUCUUAUUCGUUGAAAACACCUUAAAAUCCGAACCAACAGAAUCGAGUUUAGAAGUUCAAGAACACAAGGACGAGCGUCAAAUACAGCUAGACACGGAUCGAAGUUUUGUUUUGUAUCCAGAUCCAGUAGAUGUCAACAAGGACCGACAGUUGCUACAAGAGGAAUUGCGAGAGCUAUUGGUUUCAUUGUUUAGAAGAAGACCGAGGCUUCACUAUUUUCAAGGAUUCCACGAUGUAGUCACCGUGCUGUUCCUCACGUUGCCGGAAGAAGUACAGGUGGAAUGUGUCGAAAAACUGAGCUUGCAUCGUUUACGAGACUCGAUGGGGCCUAGCCUGGAACCCGUGUUGGGUUUGUUGAGAUUCAUGAAUGCUCUAUUACGGGUAAUAGACCCGGAAUACGCAGCAACCUUAGAACAAAGCACCCCUCUGCCCUACUUCGCACUAUCAAAUCUGUUGACACUAUUCUCGCAUGAUAUGCCGACCCUUCCAUUAAUUCAACACGUAUUCGAUUACUUGCUAUGCAGGCCACCUAUAAUGGUUGUUUACCUUGUGACUGCGAUCACACUUUCUCGGAAAGCAGAAGUCAAACGAUUACAAGAGGAAGGAGACGAUGGAAUGAUGCAUUCGUUACUGGCCAAUCUGCCGCACUUGACAGAUGAGAUGGACUUGAAGAGAGAAGUUGAGAAGGAAGUGGUCGUUCUGGCAGUCGCGAAAGAUGAAGAAGUCGAGCCAAAGGCCGAAUCUAUUCCAUUGGACGCGGAGGUAGCAAAGAAGGAGGUAUCUGAAGAUGUUUCCGAAAGCCUCUCGACAACGCGUUUACCUUCCGAGCAAUCGAUCGAGAAGGCUGAAUUCAAUUCCAAGGAUAAAGAUAGCUUACACUUGACGGAAAUUAAGGAUAUUCCUCUCACUUCGGGUAUACUUUCAGGAUCUCCGCCAACGGGACGAGCUCUUCCUGAAACACCACCGACUUCACCUGCAAACCCAAAUGACAAGGGUCAGGAAGAGCAGAUAGAGGCCCCGUCGCCUCCACCAAUGCCGGCGACCACCGGUAAACCACUGAAACCACCCGCAAUACCAUUGGUCACCUUACUCGAGAAAUCCGAUUCCCUAUACCAGCAAUACCCGCCCAAUUAUCCAGAACUCAAACCGAAACUUUCAGACAUCAUGGGGCCUCAAAGCGUCGUGUUCACCUGGACUCAAGAUGAACGGGAGCUUCCAUCAGACGAUACCGCGGAGAACAUGGUCGAUUGUCCUCAGUUGGUGGUGUAUCCUGCUGUUGAGGAAAGUGAAGGCGAGGAGGGAAGUGAUCAUGAGAAACCUAUGGUUGGUGGCAACAAAAAGAGGAACAAAUUACGGAAAGCCAGGAACCCACGAGCUGCGAGGAAGAAACUCGGUAAGGUUCUGGAGUUCAGGGAAAGGAAGACGAUGGUUGCUGGGGCUGUGCUGGUGUUGGGAGUUGCUAUGGCUGUAUAUGGUGUUCGAAGUGGGGCGAUUGGAGUUGGAGUUGGUGACGGUAGGGGCCAUGCUGGGUUUAACCGGGAGUGGAAGAAAAUCGGAGGUUGGGUUGGGCUGUUGCUCGGAAGUAGGUUUUGGUAG